GACGACGGGAAGAAAGGUGGUUGUGUGCGAACUCAUUAAUGUCGCAACAAAUUAUAACGGUUUGGUUCGUAGACGUCUCAUUCAGUUGUAGCCUGUAGUGUGUCUGAGUCAAAAUGGAGGAAGCACUUGAUAUCAGAUUAAAAUUGCUUAUCGAAAAUGUCGAAUCAUUAAUGAAAAAUGGGCAAAAUUUAUUAAACAAAGCAAAGGAUACACCGGAAGAUUCCAUCGAUAUCAAAUCAGCAAAAAUUAUCUCUGUUAAACUCCGAUCAGCUAUAGACCGUUUUGUCACAGAAAUGCACCAUUAUUUCAAAAUGGUUCAAAGUCCAUCCGCAGACAAUUUGUCGUCAUACACGACCAUCCAAAUUCAAGCGGAGGAGGUAGUAGUAGAGCUGGAUCUGACCUUAAAGGACCAUGACAAUCAUCGAGAGAAUCACCCAGAACCGCAACGCCAUUCCAAUGUCACUAGCAAACUACCGAAAAUGGAGCUCGCUAGGUUCAACGGUAACAUACUCAACUGGCAUGCAUUUUGGGAUCAAUUCGAAUCCAAUAUAGACAACCGAGAUAUCAAGGACGUGGAUAAGUUGUUGUAUCUACAAUCAGUGCUUGACGGCGAGGCUAAGCGAGCUCUUGAAGGUUUGGAUAUCACCAAUAAAAACUAUCAAAUUGCAGUGACUACACUCAAGGAACGUUUUGGAAAAACAUCUUCAGUAGUGGAUGCGCAUUACACGGCAUUGUAUAACAUCAAGGCUGCUGAUAACUCGGUUGUAGACAUCCGGAGAGCAUUUAAUGAGAUAGAGCGACACCUAAGAGUCUUAAAAUCAUUAGGCGAAGAUGUGAAUCAUAACUACUUACGCGUCAUUAUAAUGCAAAAAUUUCCCGAGGAUCUCAUCUACGAACUACGAUUGAAGGCAGAAUCAGACUCAUAUUCCAUUGAUGAAAUCCGAAAACAAAUUGAGUGCAUCAUAUCUGCUAAAGAAGCCUCGAAUAGGAUAAAAGAGAAUAUAAAUCUGUCACAACAACCAGGCACAUCAAGUCAAGACCGUGAUAAAUACAGUUUAGGAGCCUUACACAUUAAUAGUGAACAGAAAACUUUUACAAAGAACAAUUUUUCGGCAAGACAAGGAAGAGCACCAAAUCAGAGAUAUUACGGAAGGAGUCAAGAUAGGAGACAACAAAGUGAAAGAAACGCCAACACUAAUCCACGAAAAAGAUAUACAGAAAGUGAUAAAAAAGAGGUAGAGACUAAGAAAAUUAAACCGAGUUGUAUUUUCUGUGAAAAGGGACAUUUCAACGAUGAGUGUACAGAGUUUAAAACCAUACGCGAAAGAACACGAAAAUUAGAAGGCAGAUGUUACAACUGUUUAAGUGAGGGGCACCGGGCCUCACAAUGUCGCUCGCUUAGGAAUUGCUUCCACUGUGGACGGUAUGGUAUCCAUAAUCGAGCAUUAUGUCCAUCCAAAGAUCCAGUAAAAACAGAAACUCUACAUAUCAAUAAGGCAAAUAACACCAAAAAUGGUACUACCAUUUUACAAACUGCCAUCGCUACAAUCAGUCAUGGUGACAAGCGACAAGACGGAAAGGUUUUUCGGAUUCUCCUCGACCCAGGUAGUCAACUCACUUACGUCACGAAUACCGUCGUAGAUUCAUUAAGCCUCACUAAAUUGGAUACUAACACUAUAUCAGUGUUCACGUUUAUGGCUGACCGUCCGAAUGAAAUAGAGAGCUCCUUAGUGCGUUUGGAUUUUAACACGAGGACCAACAAUAAAACAAGUAUUUAUGCAAAUGUGGUUACGCGCAUUACGAAUGGCGUGCCCCCUAUACCUGUCGAAAUUGAAGGAUUUAAUCUCAAGGACAUCACCCCCAAGACAGUUAUAUUGGCAGAUGAUUUAUCAAUGGGUGAUCAAGUUGAUAUUCUUAUAGGCAACGAUUACUAUGACUCUCUCAUUACCGGUAAUAGAAUCAAGGUGCUAGAUAACCUCUAUUUAGUUGAAUCAAUCUUCGGUUGGGCCUGGUCAGGUCGGUAUAAGAACAAUAGAAACCGUUACGAUCAACUCUCAGUGCUUACGUACUUCCAGUCUAGUAUUGAGCUGAAUGGCCUCUGUAGGCCCGACCUACCGCUACAAAAAGAUGAUUUACGGAAAUUAUGGGAUCUGGAGUCAAUAGGAAUCAUGGACUCGCCCACGACAUCACGUGAUGAUGAAGCUAUCGCUCAAUUUAACACAACCACUAAAUAUUACGAUAACAGGUAUCAUGUUAAAUGGCCUUGGAUUAUAACUCCGCCGGAUUUAUCUACAAACUUUGGACUAGCGCACGGUAGACUUACCAGCCUUCUAAAAAGAAUCGACACCAGCACAAUCCAAGCCUGUGACAAAAUCCUUUCAGAACAAUUAGAGCAAGGCAUUAUUGAGAUCAUUCCUGACACUUCUCAAACUGAGGCAAAGCACCCAAUUCAUUACCUUCCACAUCACUGCAUCGCUAAAGGGGAUAAGUUGCGUCUGGUAUAUGAUGCAUCAGCAAAAACCAAUGGUUAUAAGAGCCUUAAUGAGUGUUUGUACCGCGGUCCGUUGUUACUCAAGGAUUUAACUGGACUUCUUAUCCGUUUUCGAGAGCACCGUAUUGCGAUAGUCGCAGAUGUCGAAAAGGCAUUUCUGCAGGUUGGUCUUCAGGAAGAGGAUCGAGACGUAACACGAUUCCUGUGGCUUAGAGACAUUACUCAAGCACCAUCUCCGCAGAAUUUACUGCACCUUAGAUUUCGAAGAGUGCCCUUUGGAGUCAUAUGCAGCCCCUUUUUACUGAAUGCGGUAAUUCGGUAUCAUCUAUUGAAGAAUAAUAAGGCAGUCUGCCGCCAGAUUGCUGAAGAUUUGUACGUAGACAAUCUAGUGACCGGAUCUGACUCAGUCGAAGAUGCUAUAUCUCUAUACUCUACAGCCAGAACGACAUUCAAUGAUCUUUCAAUGAAUUUACGCGAAUGGAAUUCUAACUCAGUCAAAGUCAUGGCCACCAUUCCCUUGGAAUAUAAAAGCAAAGAAUUAGAUUCCAUGAAAGUACUCGGACUAGAAUGGGAUAUAAAGAACGACUCAUUGAGCUUGCGAUUCGAAUUGACAAAGCAAAUAGAGGCAUCCACUGUCACGAAAAGGGAUAUGCUACGUCUUAUAGCAUCAAUAUUUGAUCCUUGUGGUUACGCUGUUCCCCUAGUAUUGCCCGCAAAAUUAUUCCUUCAGACUCUCUGGCAACAGAAAAUUGAUUGGGAUACAAAGUUCACAGAGCCACGUCUCUCGCAAUGCAAAUCUGCAAUCAAAAAUCUAAACCUUAUAAAGAACAUCAAGAUUCCGAGAUACGCCAAACUGAACAGGAGUCCCGACGAAACAACGUCUAAUGAGCUUCAUGUCUUUGCAGACGCAUCGAAACAGGUAUAUGCAGCUGUUGUGUACUUGCGCAGUAGCUAUGGCUCAGAAGUUACGACUCAAAUAAUUAUAGGAAAAAGCAGAUUAGCAAGUAAAUCACAACAAGAUGACUUACAAAUACCUAAACUCGAACUAUUAGGAGCAUAUAUUGGCGCAAAACUGAUUCAAAGCGUGAUAAAGCACACUAAAUUAAACAUAGCACGGAUUGUUUUAUGGACAGAUAGCCAGAUAGUGAUCAAUUGGUGUUCGACUGAAAAACUUCUACCUCUAUUUGUAGCUAGAAGAGUAGAAGAGAUACGACGAAUAGCUAAUCUAGAAGUAAAGUACGUCCCUACGCAACUCAAUCCUGCGGAUGUUGCUACAAGGCCAAAUGCGUCUAGUGAUGAUAUGAAGGUCUGGUUGAAUGGACCUGGAUUUUUACAACAGGAUCCGAAAGAAUGGCCUCUACAACCCGUGAACCCCACAGAAUAUAAUGCCUUAACUUCAAUCAACUUGGGUGGCCAGGGCCCUACGGAAACCUUGACAAGACAAGAUGAGAAUAAAGCUGGUUUUUCAAAUCCACCAAAAGUAGAUGAUGAACAUCAAGUCAGAUCAAAUGAACCAAUUGAUGUAGAAAUGGUCGACGUAGAAAGUAACAAAGACUUACAUGUUACACCAAAGUCGCACGAAGACGAGAGUGAACUUACAGGAAAUUUGAUACAGAUCCAAGCGGAAUUUUAUAAAGACGAAUCCAAAGGAGUAAUAACUGAUUUAAGUCGAUCGUUAGGCGUUUACAAGGACUCAGAUGGAUUACUUCGGUGCAAAGGUAGAUUAUGUAACACCGAUUGGCCUUACGGUCAAAAACACCCGAUACUUCUUCCACGGAAUCAUGAGGUUACGUCUAAGAUAAUAGAGACGAUUCACCAACGAAAUUACCAUGUAGGAGUGCCACACACAUUAUCUCUUGUCAGAAAGAAGUACUGGAUACCCAAAGGUAGAUCUAAGGUCCAGCAAGUACUUCAUCAAUGUCUUCCGUGCCGCAAACAUUCAGGCGGGCCUUUUAAACUGCCCCCUAUGGCACCUCUCCCAAAAGAGCGGGUUACAUAUAGUAAUCCGUACACGUACACGGGGCUCGACUAUUUUGGCCCGUUCACAGUUCGCAAUGAUGGGUUGACAGAAAAAAGAUGGGUGUGUUUAUACACCUGCUUAGCUGUUAGAGCUAUCCACUUGGAAGUGGUUCAUGAUUUGACUUCUGAGGAAUGUUUGCUGGCUUUACGUCGUUUUGUAGCUGCCAGAGGAUUGCCAAAACUUAUUGUCUCAGACAACGCCACAACAUUUAAAUUGACAGCCGAUGUAUUGACAAGCGAUUACUGCAUCGCAAAUAAUAUUAAAUGGAAGUUCAUCCCUGAGCUAUCUCCGUGGUUCGGCGGUUUUUACGAGCGGCUCAUAGGCUUAGUUAAACAUUGCCUAAAAAGGACCAUUGAUAAACAUCUUAUGAACUCCACUCAGUUGACGACAGUAAUUAAAGAAGUGGAGGCAGUGGUCAACACCCGGCCGCUUACAACUAUAGGUGAUGAAAUUGAUCAUAUUUUGACUCCUGCCGACUUUCUGUGCAUUGGUGGAAUCGUUCUUCCAGAUCAAUCAGAUAAGGAAUUCCUUGGCUCAGCUACUGUGACUAAAGCCGACUUAAUAGAGAGUUGGAAAAGAGGGCAACAGAUACUCAAAGAGUUCAUUGAAAUGUUCUCUAACAGAUACCUUACCAGCUUAAGAGAACGAAGGAUCUUACAUAAACAGCCUCGAGUUACUGUAGAUGUUACUCCACAAGUAGGACAAUUAGUUCAGGUGAAAGGGAGUGGUAGUAACCGGCUUCUUUGGAAAGUCGGUAGGAUAUCGUCUUUAGUUAAAGGCAACGAUGGGGAGAUCAGAGUUGCAAAAGUAGAAAUCAAUCCUAACGAAACACUGACAAGGUCCAUAUCUCAUUUAUACCCUUUGGAAAUCUCAGACUAUGAUAUUGAUUCGCAUAAUAAUCCUAAAGAUCAUGACACUCAGUCCACUCAGGUUGCUCCUAACGAACCAAACCGCGGCGGUGAAUCUACUCAGCUCAGCUCAGACCAGUCCGAGGAAGACUCUACGCACUCAGGCGCUCUCAAUCAGCUCAGCUCAAAGACAAACAAUUACUCAGACCAGUCUCAGCAACAGGAUGCCUCGGCACCCAAUUUUACAACGCCACCAGAUACAGUACAAAGUCUCAGGCCAUCCAGACUCUCAGCACAACGGGCAAGAGAGAAGGUGCGGAAGUGGACAGCUCAACUACUUUGCUAUUCACUAUAAUAUUGUUAUCAUUCAUGUAUUUUGAUUUACAUACAUAUUUGCCGAUUCUGAUUAAACUGAUCACAUUUCAAUCA
Molecule: messenger RNA, 5788 nt
Organism: Cydia fagiglandana
Lineage: Eukaryota; Metazoa; Arthropoda; Insecta; Lepidoptera; Tortricidae
Exons: 2
Coding region: 114-5714 (1866 amino acids)
Biological process (GO): DNA integration
Molecular function (GO): nucleic acid binding; zinc ion binding
Source: RefSeq, a predicted model, not a curated record